Cydia amplana is the source of this 2269-nucleotide messenger RNA. RefSeq names its product sodium-dependent neutral amino acid transporter B(0)AT3. The record is from RefSeq and is a predicted model, not a curated record. Gene Ontology annotation, cellular component: plasma membrane. Gene Ontology annotation, biological process: sodium ion transmembrane transport. NCBI's taxonomy places the organism in Eukaryota, Metazoa, Arthropoda, Insecta, Lepidoptera, Tortricidae. The coding region runs from base 21 to 2135 and encodes 704 amino acids. The transcript is spliced from 13 exons.
AUAAAGUUUAGAAAUACAAGAUGGCGGUGAAAGCAGAGCCGAUAGGUCCGAGAAACGGGCAUGAGUUGGCCCCUUUGAAUACGAGGGCGGAUGGAAGCGAGCGGCCUCAUGGGGUAACCAUUGUCCUGCAGGGGUCCAGGGGGUCGCUGCAGAGGGCCCCGGAAGGGCCAGGGGAGGAUAGGGCUGCCUGGUCUGGGAAGUUGCAGUUCUUCCUCUCCAUCAUUGGGUAUUCGGUGGGGUUGGGGAAUAUAUGGAGGUUCCCGUAUCUGUGUCAGCAGAAUGGAGGAGGUGCCUUCCUCAUUCCGUUUCUCAUCAUGCUGGUGCUGGAAGGCAUCCCCCUGUUCCUAAUCGAGAUGGCCAUCGGGCAGAAGAUGCGUCUCGGCUCCCUGGGGGUGUGGAACACCAUCCACCCCUGGCUGGGGGGGAUCGGGAUCUCGUCCUGUGUAGUCACGCUGUUCGUUGCGUUGUACUACAACGUCAUCAUCACCUGGGUGUUCUUCUACCUGUUCAACAGUGUUAGGAUCAACCUCCCCUGGGCCACCUGUCCUACCGACAACAGCAGCAACCAGGUCGAGUGCAACAAGGCCUCAGCCACCGCCUACUUCUGGUACCGCUCGGCCCUGGACGCGUCUCCGAGCAUCGAGGAGCCGGGCGCGCCGAGGUGGUGGAUCGUGCUGUGUCUGCUGCUCGCCUGGAUAGUGGUGUUCUUUAUUGUGAUGAAGGGGAUACAGAGCAGCGGGAAGGUGGUGUACUUCACGUCGCUGUUCCCGUACGUGGUGCUGACCAUAUUCUUCAUCAGAGGGAUCACGCUGCCCGGCUCUGCAGACGGCAUCGUGCACAUGUAUAGCCCGAAGCUGGAGAUGCUCCUGCAGCCCACCGUGUGGCUGGACGCGGCCACCCAAGUGUUCUACUCCUUCGGCCUCGCUUUCGGGUCGCUCAUCGCCUUUGGCUCCUACAAUCCGCCCGACAACAACUGCGUGCGCGACGUGCUGCUCGUGUCUGUCUGCAACGCCCUUACAGCUAUAUACGCGUCCGUCGUCAUAUUUAGCAUACUUGGGUUCAAAGCGUAUACUAUGGCGGAGAGGUGCAUUGCUAGCUCCAUCGAGAUCUUGGCCCACAACAACGUCCCCGGGUUCUACCCUAACACCACCUUCGACUACUACAGAGAGCAUUACCCCGAUCUCGUCAAGGAGAACAUCACUAGCCGACUCAAUCUGUCGGAUUGCAGCAUGAGCAAGCAGCUUAAUGAGGCGGCCGAAGGCACAGGCCUAGCCUUCAUCGUGUUCACCCAGGCCAUCGUGGAACUGCCCUUCGCUCCGUUCUGGUCCAUCAUCUUCUUCCUGAUGCUGCUGUCCCUGGGCCUGGGCAGCCAGAUCGGCAUCAUGGAGGGCAUGCUCUGCACCAUCUUUGAUAUUGAGUUCUUUAAGAGGAUCAGCAAGCCGAUUAUCACUGGUAUCGUAUGCAUUUUCUGCUUCGUAACUGGCUUGAUCUUCACGACGGGCGCGGGCGAGUACUGGCUCAAGAUGUUCGACUCGUUCGCCGGCACCAUCGGCCUGGUGGUGGUCGCGCUUUUGGAGAUGGUCUCGGUCGUUUACAUCUAUGGCCAUGAGAAGUUCUCAAACGACAUCUACGAGAUGACGGGCUACCGGCCCGGGCUCUACUGGCAGCUGACGUGGCGCUACAUCGGGCCCUGCGUCGUCUCCUGCAUCCUGCUGUCGUCGAUCAUCUCCAUGAUCUACUCGCCACCCACUUACGGGGCUUGGAAUGCUGACGAGGGCCGCGUGGUGAAGACGCCCUACCCCGACUGGGUGCUACUGAUCGCCCUCUGCAUGAUCCUGGCGGGGAUCCUGCCCAUCCCCGUGGUGCUGCUGCUGCGCCGCUUCCAGUGCCUCGCCUUCGACAUGGACAUCCACCAGGGCAGCAUCAGGAGGAUCGAGACCACCGUCUCGACUAAGGAGAUGAUGAGUGAUCAGGAUGUGUUGUCUCCGGAGUCCGCGCCGCCGGCGCCCGCGCAGCUUGCUGCUGAGGCCGCUACAAGAUUCACCAUCGGGGACUUUGAUGGGGUGGAUAGCGACGACCAGCGACCCAGCAAGCGGGUGCCCGCCAGCAUCGCUCGCGCUAGGCCGAAAAAAUAAAUUCCUCAGACGAAGCCAUCGACGACCACUACUCGUCCAGCAGCGACGAAGAAGUGCUCAACGCGGGCCGACUCGCCAUGCGACCAGUUUUCAAGAUGGCCGUCGUUGAGCCGUUGGGAAUUUGAAAAUCUAAU